AUUCUUUGAAAUUGAUGACAUUUUCAUUUUAAUUUUCACUGGAAUCCUUAUUAUAUAGUAGAGCCCAACACCUCUCAUCUCUCUCUCUCUCUCUCAUCAAUUUUUUUCUAUAGUUUGCCAUCCUUGACCAACCCGAAAGCAGCAGUGCCAGUGGUGUUUGCUACUUAUAUCUCUGGGUUCUUGUAAUAAAGGGGUGUGGGAAAGAAAGCAUCUUUUUGUCAUUUCUGAGCUUUCUUUGCAUUUCAGUGUUGAUACACCAUGGCUCUAAACUUGAUGCCUCCCACUGAAAUCAAGACUCUGUCUUUCUUGGAUUGCUCCAAAUCGAAUUACAAUCUUAAUCCUCUCAAGUUUAAAGGUGGAUUUGCUUUCAAGAAGAAGGAUAGUAGAUGCACUGCUUCGAAGAGAGUCCAUUGCUCGGCACAGCCCCCUCCUCCUCCGGCUUGGCCCGGGCGGGCUGUUCCUGAGCCCGGUCGUGUGACUUGGGAGGGCCCGAAGCCUAUUUCGGUUAUUGGAUCCACUGGCUCCAUUGGAACUCAGACGCUCGACAUAGUUGCUGAAAAUCCAGAUAAAUUCAGAAUCGUCGCUCUUGCUGCUGGUUCAAAUGUCACCCUCCUUGCUGAUCAGGUGAGGGCUUUCAAACCAAAAUUAGUAUCGGUUAAAGACGAGUCAUUAGCUAGUGAGCUCAAAGAGGCUUUGGCUGAUGUCGAGGACAAGCCUGAAAUUAUUCCGGGAGAGCAAGGAAUGGUUGAGGUUGCACGACAUCCCGAUGCUGUUACCGUAGUCACGGGAAUCGUUGGAUGUGCUGGUUUGAAGCCGACAGUGGCUGCGAUAGAAGCUGGAAAAGACAUCGCUUUGGCCAAUAAAGAAACUCUGAUUGCUGGAGGGCCUUUUGUCCUUCCUCUUGCGAAGAAGCAUAACGUCAAGAUUCUUCCUGCAGAUUCCGAACACUCUGCUAUAUUCCAGUGUAUCCAAGGUUUGCCAGAAGGUGCUUUGAGGCGUAUUAUUUUGACUGCAUCCGGGGGUGCUUUUAGGGAUUUGCCGGUUGAGAAAUUGAAGGAAGUUAAAGUAGCAGAUGCUCUAAAGCAUCCUAACUGGAACAUGGGAAAGAAAAUCACAGUGGACUCUGCAACCCUCUUUAACAAAGGUCUAGAAGUUAUAGAAGCUCAUUAUUUGUUUGGGGCCGAAUAUGAUGAUAUCGAGAUCGUUAUCCAUCCUCAAUCCAUCAUACAUUCGAUGAUCGAAACACAGGAUUCAUCCGUGCUAGCGCAGUUGGGAUGGCCCGACAUGCGUCUGCCUAUUCUGUACACCUUAUCGUGGCCAGAGAGAAUCUACUGCUCCGAGAUUACAUGGCCUCGCCUCGACCUCUGCAAGGUCGACCUGACGUUCAAGAAGCCUGACAACACCAAAUACCCGUCGAUGGAUCUUGCUUAUGCUGCUGGACGGGCGGGAGGCACCAUGACCGGUGUUCUUAGUGCAGCCAACGAGAAAGCAGUUGAAAUGUUCAUCGACGAGAAAAUCAGUUACUUGGACAUAUUCAAGGUUGUGGAGCUGACAUGUGACAAGCAUCGAGCGGAGAUGGUGGCGUCGCCUUCGUUGGAGGAAAUCGUGCACUACGACCUGUGGGCGCGGGAGUAUGCGGCUGGCGUGCAGCGGUCGGCCGGUUUGAGUCCUGCUCUUGUAUGAGCAGAGGUUGAUGAGAAUGAUCUUCAACUGGAAAAACUUGUUCAUUUAUGAUGAAAAAGAAAAUGAAUCAUGCGACAUUAUGAAACAUGAAAUAGAUCAGAAGAGAGUCACAUGAUUUUGUGUUUUUUGAUACUCAUCAUCAAGUGUAAAUUUGAUAGCAAUGUUUCAAUGUCCCUUUCUAAAAAGGUCAUUUUGUGAGGGAGAAAUAAAAAUUGAAAGAUAUAUGGGUAGUUUUGAUUUUAUUUGGUA
Messenger RNA from Salvia hispanica, 1932 nucleotides. RefSeq names its product 1-deoxy-D-xylulose 5-phosphate reductoisomerase, chloroplastic-like. Gene Ontology annotation, biological process: isoprenoid biosynthetic process. Gene Ontology annotation, molecular function: 1-deoxy-D-xylulose-5-phosphate reductoisomerase activity; NADPH binding; protein binding. The record is from RefSeq and is a predicted model, not a curated record. NCBI's taxonomy places the organism in Eukaryota, Viridiplantae, Streptophyta, Magnoliopsida, Lamiales, Lamiaceae.